CGCAUUUUAUCGCCACCAAACCAUUAAAAUAUAAAGGAGAGAGCUAAACGUGCUUCAAAGACUCCAUCUUUACUCCCUUUCAUUCUCUCACUUCUUUCAUUUUCCCUAGACUCCAUCAACUCGGAGAUGGGACUUUUUCCGGCCGCCGCGAUCACCGUCAUCCUUCUUUGCUGUUCCCAGGCCGUAUUCCUGCAAGCUGAAAAAAACUACACCAUCCAAUUUGAUAGCUUCGAUCCAAGCGAAGAGCGAGUGAUCAGCGAUCUUGUGCGCCAAAAUGUGACAUUCACCCACAAUGCCAUGCAGCUCACCCCAGACAUAGCUUCAGGAGACACCAUCAACUUCAAGAAAACAAAUAAUUCCGGCAGGGUGUUCCUCAGGAGAGGCUUCAGGCUCUGGGAAGGAGGGGACUCGGGAAACGCAAGCGUGGUGGCGUCUUUUAACUCCACUUUCCGCAUCAAUAUUUACCCCCUAGAUGGCUCCAAGGCGGAAGGGAUAACUUUCUUGAUUGCUUCCAACCCAGACUUGCCGGAAAACAGCUUUGGCCAGUACUUGGGCCUCACCAAUUCAUCCACAGAUGGCAACUCCACCAACAAAUUCGUCGCGGUUGAGCUCGAUACUAACAAGCAAUCCUUCGAUCCUGACGAUAACCAUGUAGGGAUUGACAUUAAUGGCGUUAGAUCUGUAAAGAUUGAAUCUUUGAGGUCUCACGGCAUCGUGCUGGCCCCCAACACCAUCAAUGCGAGUUUCUACAACGUGUGGGUACAGUACGAUGGAGUUGCAAAAGUUAUGGAAGUUUAUAUCGGCAAGCAAGAGACCCAAUUAGGCCCUGACUCGCCCAAGCCGGUUUCCCCUGUUCUAAAAAUGGGUCUUGAUCUCAGGAAGUAUUUGGAUCAAGAAUCGUAUUUUGGGUUCUCUGCUUCGACUGGGGUGAAGUACCAGCUGAACUGCGUGUUGAGAUGGAGCUUCACGAUUAAAUACUUCCCGGAAAAGAAAGAUUGGUGGAAGAUAGCGGUGGGGGUGGGCGUGCCCGUGGCGGUUCUGGGGCUGAUUGCGGCGGCUUGGUUUGUUGCUUACAGGAUGCGUAAGAAGAGGAAGAUGAGGACUCAAUCUGCAAUUCUGGGGGCUCUCAAGAGCCUUCCUGGAACUCCAAGGGAGUUUGAGUUUAAGGACUUGAAGAGAGCCACAGACAACUUUGAUGAGAAGAAUAAGCUUGGGCAGGGAGGAUAUGGGAUGGUUUACAAAGGGUGUUUGGCUGGUGAGAAUCUGGAGAUUGCUGUUAAGAUGUUUUCCAGGGAGAGCAUCAAGGGUCAGGAUGAUUUCUUGGCUGAGCUUACCAUUAUCAACCGUCUCCGACAUAAACAUCUUGUCAAGCUUCUAGGGUGGUGCCACAAGUAUGGGAAGCUACUUUUGGUGUAUGAAUACAUGCCCCAUGGCAGCUUAGAUAAGCACCUCUUCUCUGCCCCAGAAAAGGAUCCAUUGAGUUGGGAACUAAGGUAUAAAAUCGUGUCGGGUGUGGCCUCGGCCUUGCAGUAUCUCCACAACGAGUUUGAGCAAAGGGUGGUGCAUCGUGACCUCAAAGCCAGCAACAUCAUGCUCGACUCCAAUUUCAACGCCCGCCUGGGCGACUUUGGGCUGGCCCGGGCACUUGACAACGAGAGAACCUCGUAUGCUGAGGCCGAGGGAGUGCUGGGCACAAUGGGCUACAUUGCACCCGAGUGUUUCCACACGGGCAAGGCCACACAGCAGUCCGAUGUGUAUGCCUUCGGGGCAGUGUUGCUGGAGGUCGUGUGCGGGCAGAGACCCGGGACCAAGCUAGGCGGGUUCCAGUCCCUCGUCGACUGGGUUUGGUACAUGCAUCGAGACGGGAGGAUCCUCGAGGCAGUGGACGAAAGACUGAAGGAAGAUUUCGACGUCGAAGAAGCUAAAAGGCUUCUGCUGCUAGGACUGGCUUGCUCUCAUCCUAUUGCCAAUGAAAGACCAAGAACAUCUGAGGUUGUUCAGAUCAUAUUAGGGUCAAUUCCAGUCCCUUUUGUGCCUCCAUUCAAGCCUGCUUUUGUGUGGCCCUCUAUGGCUCCCAUUGACAUAGAUUCAACUGAGGCUGAUACAAGAUCUUUCACACCUACUUCCCAGUUCAGCUCAGGAUGGACUCCACAUUGUGUGAGUACUGGGGAGAUAAGCACAGGACAUAUUGACUCCUUGGUAUAGUUAAAAUUUGUGAACAACUAUAACCAAUGCUGAUUUCUCUUGUCUUUUGCUUCAUUUUUCUUCCCGGCCUGUAAUUAUAUUUGUCGUUGGAAGUCAUAAGAUUUCCAUUAGUUUUUUUUUUUUUUUUUUUUUAAGAACAGAUAUAAAUGUGGCUUCGAUUCGUUUAUUGGAACAAGGGAAACCGAUGUAAAUUCUUGAAUGUGAAAAUUUAAGGUUGGUUUUUAGCA
This is a messenger RNA of Ipomoea nil (Japanese morning glory), 2432 nucleotides long. Its product is annotated as probable L-type lectin-domain containing receptor kinase S.5. The transcript has 2 exons. The record is from RefSeq and is a predicted model, not a curated record. NCBI's taxonomy places the organism in Eukaryota, Viridiplantae, Streptophyta, Magnoliopsida, Solanales, Convolvulaceae. Gene Ontology annotation, biological process: protein phosphorylation. Bases 127 to 2205 code for a protein of 692 amino acids. Gene Ontology annotation, molecular function: protein kinase activity; ATP binding; carbohydrate binding. Gene Ontology annotation, cellular component: plasma membrane.